GUGCACUCUAGUCCCUGGGAGUGUGGGCAGGGCUGUCUCGGGGCUUCCGUGGGCCAGGCCUCUCCUACUCCGGGAGGAAAACGCAGGGGAAGCCCCCUGUCCGUGCAGGCCCUGAAGAGGAGCCCGGGCGGGGCCCCGGUGCGUUGUCCCUGUCGCCGUCCGUGUCCGGAGCAGCAGCCCGCGCCCGCCCGCUCGGCGCCCUGGGCCCCCCGCCCCGGGCCGGAGGGGCCCCACCCUGCCGGGCGUAGACGAACACCGGCUGGGGACACACGGAGCAGCCGUCGCAGGGUCUGGUCACGGCCUCCAGCGCCCCAGCCCCGGGGAAUGCAGUGGCCCCCGGCCCCUGGAACCUCUCUGUGUCUGGGCUGCACCUCCUUGUUCACCUGCUCCCCGGCCACGACGCUCCGGAGCCGCGCAGGCUGGGCCCCCCUCAUGGCGGCCAAGUGGUUCAAGGAGUUUCCCUUGAACCUGAAGACGGUGUCGGAGCGGGCCAAGCCUGGUGGUGGUGGAGGCGGCAAACUGCGCAAGAACUUGGAGGCGGGCGGCGCAGGGCCCACCCCCGGCAAGGGCCGCAAGAACUCGGCGGCCGAGCUGGGGGGUGGCAGGGCCGGCAUCGGCCUCUCCAAGGACAGCCGGCUGUCCCGGGACAGCCUGCAGGGGCUGAUUCAGGCCGCCGCGGGCAAGAGCCGCAAGAACUCUCGGGCCACCGAGGAGGAGCCCCACCGGGGCGCGGCCAAGAGCUCAGGAUGCAGCACCUACAUCAACAGGCUCAUCAAGGUAGAUACUCAGGAGAAGAAUGGGAAGAGCAGCUACCCCAGCAGCAGUAGCAGCAGCAGCAGUAGCAGCUCUUCCUCUGCGUCCUCUUCCCCUUCUUCCCUGGGCCCUGAACUGGACAAAGGCAAGAGUAUUAAGCAGCAAGACACGGUCAUCAUUUUAGAAGACUAUGCUGACCCGUACGAUGCCAAACGGACAAAAGGUCAAAGGGAUGCAGAGAGAGUGGGGGAGAACGAUGGCUACAUGGAACCCUAUGACGCGCAGCAGAUGAUAACAGAAAUUAGACGCCGAGGGUCCAAAGACCCCCUAGUGAAGGCCCUUCAGCUGCUCGACAGCCCCUGUGAGCCAGGGGAGAUGGGCACGAAGCCCGAGGCGCUGGCCAAGAGACGGAGCUCCAAGGACCUGCUAGGGAAGCCGCCGCAGCUGUAUGACACGCCCUACGAGCCGGCCGAAGGGGGCCCGGAGCGGAAGGCGCGGCCCCCGGACGCCCACGGCCCGCUGCCCGAGGAUGAUGAGCGGCCGGCCGCCGAGUACGAGCAGCCGUGGGAGUGGAAGAAGGAGCAGAUCGUGCGCGCGCUUUCAGUUCAGUUUGAAGGCUCUGAGCGACCUUCCACAAAGGAGGAGACGGUGCGGCAGCACCACCGACAGAAGAGCUGGACCCCGAAGAUCUUGAAGCCAGCGCUCUCUGACCACAGUGAGGGGGAAAGGGUGGACCCAGCCCUGCCGCUGGAGAAGCAGCCUUGGUAUCAUGGUGCCAUCACCCGCGCUGAGGCUGAGAGUCGACUACAGCCCUGCAAAGAAGCCGGUUACCUGGUUCGGAACAGCGAAUCGGGGACCAGUCGGUACUCCAUUGCACUGAAGACUAGUCAAGGAUGCGUCCACAUCAUAGUGGCUCAGACCAAGGACAACAAGUACACGCUGAACCAGACCAGCGCGGUAUUUGACAGCAUCCCCGAAGUGGUACACUAUUAUUCCAAUGAGAAGUUGCCUUUCAAGGGGGCAGAACACAUGACCUUACUCUACCCCGUGCACAACAAGCUACACUAAAGUUCAGCCACGGAAAGCCCUGGCUGGACCUCUCACACCUAGGAGGGCAUCGGCAUUCCACCAGCAUCUCAGGGCACAAGGCUGGAUUGUGCUGUAAUGAUUGGUAGGAAGUGGAAGUCUUCCUUCCUUAAUAAGUCAGAAAGUCUUGGGCUUGAAUCCAUUCCAUGACACUUGGUUAUUGACCUGUCCCUCUUCUCCCUGCUAAGUAGUUCUGUAGGAAGAAAUCAUAACUUACCAGUAGCCUCCACUCUCCAGACUGGGUGUUCUCUCUGGUGCGGCCCUCAGCGAAGUUAGGAGUCCGGGAAUAUCGAAGUUCUCCAGGGAUGCGCUAAUUGUCUCCUGGAACGCCUGGUCUUCACAAACACACCAACACAAAUAUACUUGGCUCUUACAUAAGACAGCAAAAAAAUGGCAUCGGAUCCCUUCUUGGACAAAAAGCUGAAUGGCAGAGAGUAAGGGAAAAGUGGACCUUAGAGAAAACUGUCUUUCUCGGGUGGCUAGUUCAGCUCCACAGUCCAUGAAAAUUCACAACUUUAGGACCUGGCAUAAGGGUUAUUUUGUGGUAAGCCUUCUAAGAAAAUUUGUGCUUUCUCUAUCUCUGUGAGCUUUUUCAUCAUUUCAGCAAAUCAGUAACGUAAACAUAAAUAGGAAGGAUGAGUUAAGAAUCACCAACUGUGGCUUCCAGUUAUGGUGGAGAGGGUAAAUGUGGUACUCGCAUCCUCCCUCAGCCACAUCGAAAUUGUAACUAAACUAUGGAACGACCAUCAUCCAGCACUGGCUGAAAUCUGGCUGAACAGAAGUCCUCCAACUUAGGAUAUAAAGAAGAAGCCACAUCAAGACUGGUAGGAGGAGCAGAGACAUGAACAGGCUGGUCCCACAUCCACAUGUGAUAGAUAAAAAUCGGGAGGGAUAUCUUGGCUGCUGGGGUCACCCUGAAGAGCAAUGGGUCCCAACCCCACACCAGGCCCCGCAGUCCAGGGUUCCAGUGCCAGGGAGAGUGGUCCCCAUAAUUUCUGGCUCUAGAAACCAGCAGGGAUUAGUUCGGAGAGACAGAGGGCUUCUGGGCUCCCAGCCAGUCCCUGUUAAAGGGCCUGUGCGUAGACUUAUUUGGACUCGUUCUCUCUAAGCUACGGCACUGGGGCAACAGCUCAGAGGGCACCAGGGACAUAGGGACAUACGGGGAGGAGUGGAAUUAUCUGGUGUGAGAAGAAGGGCUGGAGGGGCAGCUUUUUCCCAGACAGAAGCGCUGGCAGAGGCUGUUGCUGAGACCUCCCCCCAUAUCUGAGUGUCCAUCAGCCUGGCUGUCGUUGCCCUGCGCUGGUGAUUCCCUGAGACCCUGUCCCACCAGGCCCAUCCCCAUUGUUUCCUGUGGCUUUUCCAUACGAAUGGCCUGUCUUGGCUCCUGCUUCACUUUCUUAGACUUUCUCGAAAAAGCAUCAUUUAGUCUUGUCCUGCCCAGUACCUCUUGCUGAUUUGCCCCAGGCCUGGCACUAGCAGCAGGUGGCCUUAAUUCACAGUUCGGCAUCUCCUGGGCCUUCCAAGCCCAGCACAAGCAGCAGCAUCUAUAGAUCACUUUGUAGUUCAUGCCAGGAGGCCCCAGGGAGAACACAGGUGGCAGCAGCCCUUGGCCUGCACCUCUAGGGAGACCCCAGAGCCAUUGCACCCAGUAGACAGCUUCACACCACGUUGAAGCACCACCCAACCACCUCCACAAGCAACACACUCAAGAGGUGGACCCAGCAGGUGCCAGAGUUCUACUGAAGUAAGUCCUGUUCCAUGGGGUGGGUCCCUGUGUAGCUGAUCCUCCAUGGUGGCUACAGCCAGUCCUUGCAGCUGAUCAGCUGGGGGUCAGUCCCUCCCACUGACAUGCCAACAACAAACAAGGCUCAACUACAACAGGAGGGUGUAUACAGGACAAACACUGGCGGAGGGCACACCUGCAGUGCCCAGCUCAGGUGCUACUGGACCCUACCAAACACCUACUAUAUUAGGCUACUCUACCAGCCUGGGAGACAUAGCAGCUCUGCCUAAUAUACAGAAGCAAACAUGGGAAGCUCCCAAAAUGAGAUGGAGAAACAUGUCCCAAAUGAAAGAACAAAACUCAAGGAAAAAAAAUACUAAAUAAAAUGGAGAUAAGCAAUGUACCAAAUUGGUACAUUGUACCCCCAAGGGUUGUGAGAGUUCAAAACACUGGUUAUAAGGAUGUUUAAUGAACUUAGAACUUCAACUGCAUAAAAAAAGACAUGAAAACAUAAAAAUCAGGCAGAAGUGAAGGAUACACUAAAUGAAAUGAAAAAUAACUUGGACUCACAGUACAGUGGAUGAAGACAAGAAUCAAGUCAGCAAUUUGGAAUAUAAGGAAGAAAAAAGAAUCCCAAAAAAGUGAGGAUAGUGUAAGGAGUCUGUGGGAUAACUUCAAGCAUGCCAAUGUUCCAUCAUGGGGGUGCCAGGAGAAGAGAAUAAGAAAUUGGAAACCUCUUUGAAACAAUAUGACAGAAAACUUCCCUAACCUGGUGAAGGAAAUAGAAAUGCAAGUCCAGGAAGUGAAGAGAGUCCCAAACAAGAUGAGCCCAAAGAGGCCCACCCCAAGACACAUAAUUAAAAUGCAAAAGGUUAAAGGUAAAGCGAGAAUCUUAAAAGCAGCAAGAGAAAAGUAGUUAACUAUAAGGGAGUUCCCAUAAGACUGUCAGCUGAUUUCUCAACAGAAACUUUGCAGGCCAGAAGGAAUUGUCAAGGAGUAUUCAAAGUGAUGGAAAGCAAGGACCAACCAAGAUUACUCUACCCAGCAAAGCUAUCAUUUAGAAUUGAAGGCCCUACAAAGAGUUUCCCAGACAAUAAAAAGCUAAAGGAGUUCAUCACCACCAAACCAGUAUUACAUGAAAUGUUAAAGGGUCUUCUUUAAGAAGAUAAAAAUAGAUUAAAAAUAUGAACAAUUAAAUGACAAUAAAUAUAUAUCAACAAUUGAAUCUAAAAAUCAAAAUGAAUAAACUGAAUAGAAACAGACUCAAAGAGUCAGAAAACAUUUUGACAGUUGCCAGAAGGGCAGGAGAGGAGAGUGGGUGAAAAGAGUGAAGGGAUUAAGGAGUACAAAUUGGUAGUUACAGAACAUUCAUACGGGUGAAAAGUACAGCAUAGGGAAUACAGUCGAUAAUCUAGUAAUUCUAUAUGGUGUCAGAUGGGUACAAGACAUCUUGGGAUGAUCAUUUUGUGAGCUAUAUAAUGUACGAUCGCUGGGGUGCACACCUGAAACUGAUGUAAUACUGUAUGCCAACUGUAAUUAAAAUAUUAAAAAAUAUUUAAAAACAAUCACCAAUAUAAUUAAACACUGGCAUUACUAUAAUUCUGAACUGUAUAAUGAACACAACAAUGAUUUCAUUUCUGAUUUUUUAAAAAUUUGAAAAUUUACAAAGCUCAACAACUGUUUUCUCAUUGGAUAAUUACACAGAACUUCUGAUACCUUUGAUUUCAUCUUUGUGCAUUAUGGUUGUUACAAAACUUUUUAAUUUUUGUCCCUAAAAUUACACUUGCCUUGUAUUUUUAGAGUAAAUUAAACACAUGUUUAUAACUCUAGGAUCUGAUUGUAUGAACUGGGUCACUAAAGCCUGCAAAGUCUCUCAUGCUGUACAAGGCAGACCGUUCACACUGUAUAAAAAUAUUUUAAAAGACUUGAGAUUUUUCUCUAACUCUGCUUAAGGUAUUAAAUCAAUACUGAUACUAUUGUUAUCCUUAAA
Artibeus jamaicensis (Jamaican fruit-eating bat) is the source of this 5552-nucleotide messenger RNA. It is a transcript of the gene SHE, whose product is annotated as Src homology 2 domain containing E. Lineage: Eukaryota; Metazoa; Chordata; Mammalia; Chiroptera; Phyllostomidae. The transcript has 6 exons. Gene Ontology annotation, molecular function: phosphotyrosine residue binding. The record is from RefSeq and is a predicted model, not a curated record. Bases 325 to 1821 code for a protein of 498 amino acids.